Messenger RNA from Chaetomium fimeti, 1417 nucleotides. RefSeq names its product U3-containing 90S pre-ribosomal complex subunit-domain containing protein. NCBI's taxonomy places the organism in Eukaryota, Fungi, Ascomycota, Sordariomycetes, Sordariales, Chaetomiaceae. Gene Ontology annotation, cellular component: 90S preribosome; nucleus. The coding region runs from base 282 to 1034 and encodes 250 amino acids. The record is from RefSeq and is a predicted model, not a curated record. The transcript has 5 exons.
AGUGUGUCAAAACCGCAACCUGGGUUCACACUGUCUAUCUGAGAAUUUUCUGUGCAAGUGAAGUCUUGAACCCAGUUCUCGCAGCCAGUCUCAUCUCACUUUCCUCUCUUGAAGAACAUUUGAUAACGUCAAUAUCAGAACCAGCAUCAAGGCCCAAAAUAUCGCACCAAACUAUCACACACCAAAGAUAGGAACCUGUUUGUCCCAAAAACCAAACUCAGAAAACCUUUACAUCACCUCGUUGUUUGCACACCAAGCAGGCCACUGCUUACUCCAGCAACAUGGCAACCGAGGAGCACACCAAAAAGAGAAAGCUGCAGGACGAUGACAAGCCCCGCAAGAAGCAGAAGAAGCAGAAGAAGGUGCGGGAGGACGAAGGCGAUCUGGACGUGGAAGCAGGCCUGAACCGGGCCUUUGAGCGGAUGGACGGCCAGCUCGCCGCGGAUUACAUCGCCCAGAAGACACGCCGGUUCGGGACAGAUCUGAGCCCGGUCGAGCUGUCCGAUCUGUACAUCUCAGCCAAUUAUAUCAAGGACAGCACGUCGUGGGAGAAGCCGCGGUCGCUGGAGAACUUGCCAGACUUUCUGGAGGCGUUUGCGAGGGAGUCGGAGAAGCUGGAUAGGGCGCCUAAGAAGGCCGGGUCGCCGCAUACCCUCAUCGUGGCGGGCGCCGGGCUGAGGGCAGCCGAUCUUGUGAGGGCGGUGAGGAAGUUUCAGAAGAAGGACAACUCCGUGGCGAAGCUGUUUGCAAAACACUUCAAGCUCGAAGAGCAGGUCUCGUUCCUACAAAAGAGCCGGACCGGGAUCGCGGUCGGAACACCACAACGUCUGAUCGACCUGAUUGAGAAUGAUGCCUUGUCCCUCGAAAAUCUGAAGAGGAUCGUCGUGGAUGCCUCGCACAUCGAUCAGAAGAAAAGAGGGAUUGUGGACAUGAGGGAAACGAUGCUGCCUCUUGCCAAGUUAUUGUGCAGGGAGGCAUUGAAGGAGAGAUAUGAAGACGACACAGUCAAGCAUAUCGACUUGAUCUUUUAUUAGCACACCAUCUUAGAUACCAUCAAAUUUCACAUGUCGAGCGUUCUGACUUACCCCCCUACAAACUCCGGCCCCCCGUCUUCGUUUAUCUCACACUCUAGAAGAUCCUGCAACCGGGUCUCAGCAGGCACACGAGAAGUGACAGCUCUGGCAAGGGGGUUGCAUCCGAGACACCCGUAACAGUUGGGACAACCAUCACUCCAUUCGUUGAACCCGGGUCUCACAGCAUCACUCUCCUCGUCCUCUCACCGGACGCACGCUAGCAGCAUCCGCGGAGGCGGACCACAACGCCAUCAAGCUGGCGCAAUACACCAGAGAGUGAGCCAAUCGGCGGAUAAUCACUCUAGCUAGGCUGCGAUGGGUACGAAGAAUAAAAUCAAGGCGAG